Trichogramma pretiosum is the source of this 1648-nucleotide messenger RNA. RefSeq lists its product as uncharacterized. Bases 77 to 1435 code for a protein of 452 amino acids. The record is from RefSeq and is a predicted model, not a curated record. The transcript is spliced from 2 exons. Lineage: Eukaryota; Metazoa; Arthropoda; Insecta; Hymenoptera; Trichogrammatidae.
AUUAAUUUACCUACGAUCAGUCGACUGCUUACGUCGCUAUUGACAGUACACGUACGUAAACAAAGUUUUUCAGAUAAUGUCGCGUGUGUCGAAAAUCCUUUUAUUACUCCUGGUAACGACGUUCAGCCUCAACGUCUCAACGGAAAAUGAAGAGGGCCACUGUCGGUUCUGUUCCUGCGAGGGCCCGAACGCGAACAUAGCCUUCGACCAGCAUUCUUACGAUAAAGAAAGUUUCGUGAAGGUCGUAUGCUCGACACAUUUUCCCCACGAGGGCUUAACACUGUGUGAAGCGACCAACGCCAAGUUGGAGCCUACGACGGGCCAUGGCUGGAUGAAUAUAACAUCCGAAAAGAAAUGUCCUCUGUUGGUGGAAACGGGUCGCAAACCCCUCAAGCCCGACGCCAUGAAGUUGCUGCGCUUCGGCGAAGACAAGGCAAUUCUGAGCUGGCAGAUACAGCCGGAGCACGAGAGCAGCAAUAUCACCGGCUCGUGGCUAUUGAGUGUACUGCACUUUGAGGACUGCAGGCAAUACAGGCCAGAUUCGGUCCGUACAAGGAAUUACACACCCGCGAGCAUCGUUGUGUACGACCACACAUUUGAUGUGGUGGUCUCCAGCUUGGAGCCGGACAGUCCGUGCGCGAUACCGGCCUCGGGUUUGAACGUGCCGAGAUGCAGGUUUUCCUUCAACGACCAAGCCGUACCCACGUCGACCGAGCCCAGCUUCUGGUUCCACCAGAUCGCCCAGGAUGACGACAUGAUACUGGCCCCUGUGGAGCCGUGGUCACCGCGCAGCGGCCACCUACUGAUCGACACCUUCGUGCCCAACGACGGAACGAAUCAAUCGCGCGCGCGGGCCUCCAUCGUCCAACCGGACGGCACUGUACUAUCUUUACGCGUUUACACGAUGACGGGUUACUACCAGAAGGAUGAUCCUCACGAUAACGUGGCAUACUCGACGGCCAACGGCUUGAUCGGCAUCUGUACCUGGAGCAAUGACUACGAGUUCAUCUGCAGCCAGUUCGAUCGUCAAGGCCGUCCGACCUUACAAGUGACGCUCAACUUCAAGCGAUGGCCGACGCAAGAGUUCGCCGUGACUAACGUGGACAGCGAGCUUGGUACUGGCAUGCUGUUGCUAAGAUUGCAGUGCGUCGGUAGGCGGUACGACUGCUUCUUUCGAGAAGAGGCACGCACUGCCAUACAGAAGAUCGAAAAAGACGGCAGCGUCAAGGAUCUGAUCUACCAUGCCAUGUGGGGUUACAGGUGUGCCAGGUCAAUUUAUCGGUCCGGGGCUCAGUUGUGGGAGCAUUCCCCGCGGGGUAAAAUUUGCUUCACCCAGGUCUGCUUCAAGAAUCCAAAGAAGAACGGGUACUAUACGGGCGAAUUUUACGUCGUACCGACCUGCUGGGAUAUCCAGAAUCCAUCAGCCUUAGACUGAGAGGCGCUCGUACACUUCGACUGUAAACAUUCGGCAGAUUUUUCGGCCGACGACGAUGAUAAUUUUAUUUGAAUAUUAUACACGUGUACACACUAGUUGUUCGAUUGAAUUUGUUUUCGUCCCAUUUCAUAUACAAUUUCACACUAAUGAUUAUCAUAUACGUAUACACACUUGACAUUACUUCAAUAUGAAUGAAUAAAUACAGAUUUUUGA